AUUCUUCGUUUGUUACAGUUGUUUUUAUAGCGGGAACUCUCUCACUUAUUUCUUCACCUCCGAUUUGUCUUGUUCGCAUCUCUGUGAACAAAACAAAACCCUAGAAAUCUCCAAAAUUUUCUAGGGUUUUUUUCCGCCUUUGGAGGAUCACUGGUUCGUCUUUAGUCCUGAUUACGUCUUUUGAACAGCUUAUUAAUCUCUGUGCCGGCUAGGGUUUCUUCACAUCGCUAGAUCUAAUCCACUGAAGGAGAACGUUUUUGUAUGAGUAUGGAGAUGGAUUUGUUUGCCACUCCAGAGAAGCAGAGACAACAUCCUUCUGUGAGCUUGGAGAAAACUCCAGUGAGAAGGAAGUUGAUAGUUGAUGAUGAUUCUGAAAUUGGAUCAGAGAAGAAAGGGCAAUCAAGAACUGCUGGAGGUGGGCUUCGCCAAUUCAGUGUGAUGGUUUGUCAGAAGUUGGAAGCCAAGAAGAUAACUACAUACAAAGAGGUUGCGGACGAGAUCAUUUCAGAUUUUGCCACAAUCAAGCAAAACACAGAGAAGCCUUUGAAUGAAAAUGAGUAUAAUGAGAAGAACAUAAGGCGGAGAGUCUAUGAUGCACUCAAUGUGUUCAUGGCCUUGGAUAUUAUAGCUAGGGAUAAAAAGGAAAUCCGGUGGAAAGGACUUCCUAUUACAUGCAAAAAGGAUGUGGAAGAAGUCAAGAUGGAUCGAAAUAAAGUUAUGAAUAGUGUGCAAAAAAAGGCUGCUUUUCUUAAAGAGUUGAGAGAAAAGGUUUCAAGUCUUGAGAGUCUUAUGUCGAGAAAUCAGGAGAUGGUUGUGAAGACUCAAGGCCCAGCAGAAGGAUUUACUUUACCAUUCAUUCUACUUGAGACAAAUCCUCACGCAGUAGUGGAAAUCGAGAUUUCUGAAGAUAUGCAACUUGUCCACCUCGACUUCAAUAGCACGCCUUUCUCGGUGCAUGACGAUGCUUACAUUUUGAAACUAAUGCAAGAACAGAAGCAACAACAAAACAGAGUUUCUUCGUCUUCAUCUACACAUCACCAAUCUCAACAUAGCUCUGCUCAUUCUUCCUCCAGUUCUUGCAUUGCUUCUGGAACCUCAGGCCCGGUUUGCUGGAACUCGGGAUCCAUUGAUACUCGCUGACCAAGAGAACCGAGAUACUAUUCCCAAAUUCUUCAAGAAGAAGAAAAAGAAGAAGAAGAGCAAGUGAUGAUCUAAUUGGUAUACUAUAAAAUUAUACAUCUGGUUUAAUGUUCAACUGGGAGAGACUGUAAAAUGACAAUUCAUAGGCCAACAAAAAUGUUUGUUUAUCCAAUUUUCCUUUUUAUUGGAACUUCAUGUAUUAUUUCGCCAGAAACCGAUGCGGUUUACUUUUAUUUAAAAUUAUUGAUUUAAA
Messenger RNA from Arabidopsis lyrata subsp. lyrata, 1393 nucleotides. Its product is annotated as transcription factor-like protein DPA. Lineage: Eukaryota; Viridiplantae; Streptophyta; Magnoliopsida; Brassicales; Brassicaceae. Gene Ontology annotation, biological process: regulation of cell cycle; regulation of transcription by RNA polymerase II. The transcript has 10 exons. Gene Ontology annotation, cellular component: nucleus; transcription regulator complex. Bases 262 to 1140 code for a protein of 292 amino acids. The record is from RefSeq and is a predicted model, not a curated record. Gene Ontology annotation, molecular function: DNA-binding transcription factor activity, RNA polymerase II-specific; RNA polymerase II transcription regulatory region sequence-specific DNA binding.